This is a messenger RNA of Corticium candelabrum, 867 nucleotides long. RefSeq names its product acyl-coenzyme A diphosphatase NUDT19-like. The record is from RefSeq and is a predicted model, not a curated record. The coding region runs from base 1 to 867 and encodes 288 amino acids. Gene Ontology annotation, molecular function: hydrolase activity, acting on acid anhydrides, in phosphorus-containing anhydrides. Gene Ontology annotation, cellular component: mitochondrion. The transcript has a single exon. Lineage: Eukaryota; Metazoa; Porifera; Homoscleromorpha; Homosclerophorida; Plakinidae.
AUGACUGACUCAAAACCUCCAAUCCUGGCGCGUCCUUGGAGGUCACGUGUGCCCAAUGAGAUUGCACUGCGCAUCACAGCACUGAGAGAAACAUUUGAGGAAGCGGGAUGCUUGUUUGCUCGACAUAAAGAUAAUGGAGAAAUAUUUGAUCAGAAUUCCAUGUCCGGUCACGUGAUGUCCGAUUUUCGCGCACAAGUGCAAGGAGAUCCUCAGCGGUUUAUUGAGGUUUUUAAGGAAUUGAACUGUUACCCGGAUGUUGUAUCUCUGGUUGAAUGGAGCGACUGGCUAACCCCUAGUGAAGGUCGUCGAAGAUUUGACACUCUGUUCUUUGUGAUUUGUAGAGACGAGCCACCUGUUGUCUCCCACGAUGAGCAGGAAACAGUUCAGGACAGCUCUUUUACUUCGAAUGAAUUUAUCAACAAGCGAAAUGCGGGGGACGUAAUGCUUCCACCUCCUCAACUAUACGAAAUGCUCAGAAUAAAUCGAUUUCCUUCAUUUGAAUACUUUCGAUAUUUUUUAUUUCAACGUGCACGCAAUUAUCCAACGAGGAGAUGGCUACCAGUUCCACUACGCUGUAGUGAUGGCUUGUUGAGUAUUCUUCCUGGAGAUUGUCUUUACCCGCAUGCUCUGACUGAUCAUGAGUGUGAUGACCAUGAUGAUACGAAAGACAAAUUACUUGCAGAGCUUACAGAAGAAUGGAAGAAUAAGACGAUUGCUGAUCAUAUUUUUGAAACAAAGGAUGUGAAUUGCUUGUAUUGGCUGUCUAAGGAUAAGUGUGAGGGUGCAGGGCAUUGGCUACAUGUCAUGUGUCUCGCAACUGAUGUCUUCCCUGGUGAAGGACAUUUAAUGCCAAUUAUGAACAAGUGA